Parastagonospora nodorum SN15 is the source of this 906-nucleotide messenger RNA. RefSeq lists its product as hypothetical. The coding region runs from base 1 to 906 and encodes 301 amino acids. The record is from RefSeq and is a predicted model, not a curated record. The transcript is spliced from 6 exons. Gene Ontology annotation, molecular function: hydrolase activity, acting on carbon-nitrogen (but not peptide) bonds, in linear amides. Lineage: Eukaryota; Fungi; Ascomycota; Dothideomycetes; Pleosporales; Phaeosphaeriaceae.
AUGGCGCCGAUUGUCAAAGUCGCACCGAUGCAACUCGAGCACAAUUUCAACAAAGCAGCAAAUUAUGUCCGGUCGGCUGCAGCUCAGGGUGCAGAGUUAGCUGUGUUGCCAGAGUAUCAUUUGACGAGCUGGGAACCGAAAGAUCCAGGGUUUGUCGGCCUCUGCGACCAGUGGGAGGUGUAUCUGAGAAAGUAUCGUGAUUUGGCGAAAGAGUGUGGGAUAUGCAUUGUACCAGGCACAAUUGUCGAAUCACAUCGCGAUGCCGAUAAGGAGGAGGAUAAACUUCUGAACUCCAGACAAAUCCUAAAUGUCCCUUUUAAUUCAGAUGUCUGCUACUUCAUCGAUCACGAAGGCAACAUUGCAGGAAAGUACAUCAAGAAGAACUUAUGGGGCCCCGAGCGCGACCACCUCACCGGAAGCGGCCGCGACGUGCACGAAGUCUUCGACACGCCCAUUGGGAAAGUAGGCAUGUUGAUAUGCUGGGACCUCGCGUUCCCAGAAGCAUUCAGGGAACUCAUCGCCAACGGCGCCAAGAUAAUCAUCAUACCCACCUUCUGGACCCUCAACGACUGCAACGCCGCCGGCCGAGCUCUAAACCCCACGGCCGAAGCAUUGUUCCUAGAAAGCAUGCUGACUGCUCGUGCGUUUGAGAAUACUUGCGGUGCGUCCCCCUCCCCCACCUCACCCCCAACACAACUAACAGCGAUACUAGCCAUCGUCUUCGCAAACGCUGGCGGGCCGCCAGGGUUGGGAUUCUGCGGCUUGUCGCAAGUCACGGUGCCGUUUGUGGGGGCGCUGAGUAAACUGGGUGGAAGUGCGGAGGGCAUGGCUGUUGCAGAUAUUGAUAUGCAAGUGCUGGAAGAUGCAGAGGCUAAUUAUCAGGUUCGGGCGGAUUUGGGGGAGUGA